This is a messenger RNA of Schistosoma mattheei, 734 nucleotides long. The record is from the annotation of a GenBank genome assembly. NCBI's taxonomy places the organism in Eukaryota, Metazoa, Platyhelminthes, Trematoda, Strigeidida, Schistosomatidae.
UUUUGUUGGAAUUCUCAGUCAUUUCAUAAUUUUGAUUUAUUGCAUUUUUUAGGUAUUGAUUUAUGGCGUCUGAGUUAGAAGCAUAUGUUGGUCGAAUGGUAAAUGUUAUAACAUCAGAUGGAAGAACUAUUGUGGGUACAUUAAAAGGAUUUGAUAAUGUCGUCAAUCUUGUUAUCAAAGAUAGCCAUGAAAGAGUUUUCAGUCCAACUGAAGGUGUUGAGCAAGUCCCAUUGGGUUUAUUUAUUAUUCGAGGACAGAAUGUGGCUGUAGUCGGAGAACUUGAUGAAGAUUUAGACAGGCGAAUUGAUUUUUCACAACUGCGUGCUGAACCUCUUAAUCCUGUUGUACAUUAAUUGUCUAUAUAUAAAAAAUAGAUUGCUUUUAUUUGUAGUAUAUGGUUAUUAUUUUUUUUUAAAUAGUUCAAUACUUUUCAUAUCGUUUAUUGUUAAGCGAUGGUUAAUUGCGACAUAGUAUAGUGUAUAACUACUCAUUUAUUAAGUACGAACUAUAUAUACUAAAUUUUGAGUCUCAAUACAACAAUAAUCUUAGGAAUAUAACAUAAACUAAUAGCUUCUAGUUGCCUAUUAGUUACGGGAUGCAAAACACUACAUUUGGAUCGUAUGAAUUAAUCGACACUCACAAAGGUUUAGUAUCUUGAAUCCUGCUACUAUUUUUACUACCCCAGUUUCUUUUGAAGAAUGCACAAAAAUAAGAAGUUAUUUCGAUAAAUCAGC